GAAGUAACAACUAAGCUUGAUGGUCGAAAACUCUUGUCUCGUAGAUUACGGUGUAUAAAGUUACGCUAUAUAAAGUUGAAAAGAGCCAGAGGGAACUGUGUUGCACUUAAUUGUUUCACUCCGGGACAUGAUCUGAUCGGUUUCACUCUCAUACAAACACAAAGCGGGGUAGGAGACCAUUACGAGCAGGUGUUUAGGAGGGCAGGCUGAAAGAAUUAAAUUCAUCUACCACGGCGAGAGACAUUAAAUACGACAGAUUGCCUUGAGAUCAAUCACUCGCGGCCAUUUUUUCUGUAGCUGAUUUUUUUUUUUGGAUAUUUGGUGAAAAGGAAGCAUCAGGAUACGUGAGGAAGACCAUCUCUAGGUGUCCAUUGGUUGGCAACUGGACAAAAUGGCCGAUAUCCCCAAAGAUAUGAGAGCGGCUCGGCUUGUCGAGUUCAACAAGCCCUACGAGCUUCAAAUGAUCCCGACGCCCCGUGAACUCGGCAAACAUGACCUGUUGGUCAAGGUUGCGGUAGCCUCACUGUGCCAUACCGAUAGUAUGGUCCAAGCCGGGUAUGCGCUUUCCCAAGUCCCUCUGGUUGCCUCACAUGAAGGUACGGGGACUGUAGUUGCGCUGGGCAGUGAGGUCAAAGACUUUACUGUUGGAGAUCGAGUGCUGUGCAGCCUCGUGUAUGGCGCCUGUGGUGAGUGUGCUGAUUGCAGCGCUCCUGAGGGCUACCGGCAAUAUUGUUCGCAAAAGGCCUUUCUUGGGGUGACGCAAGAUGGUUUCUUUGCAGAAUACGCUCGAAUUGAUGCUCGUGAGUCUUGCCGUCUGCCUGACAGGCUGUCGUUCAUCUCCGCAGCGCCUCUGGCUUGUGCUGGAAUCACUGUCUGGCGUGGAGUGGUUCAGGCUCGCCUUAGGGAAGGUCAAUGGCUCGCGAUAAUGGGCGCAGGCGGCGGCCUUGGCCAUCUAGGCAUACAAUUUGCAAAAGCGCGAGGCUUGUCUGUUGUUGCUAUUGAUGCAAGGGACAAAGGGCUUGAGCUGUGUCGUUCUGCAGGCGCAGAUCUCGUCGUAGACGCAAGAUCUGGGCUUGAUAAAGUGGUCCAGGAGGUCCAUGAAGCCACAAAAGGUGCUGGCGGAGUCGAUGCUACCGUUAACGUUACAGACGCUCCAAAUGCUGCAGCCAUGUCCUGUGCAGUGACAAGGAUGCACGGUCGUGUCAUACAGAUCGCUCAGCCCGAUCAAGUUUCCGUCCCAUUUUUGGAAAUUAUCAUACGUGAUAUUCAUAUCGAAGGAUCGCUACUCGCUUCUCAAGGUCAAGCACAAGACAUGCUCCAGACGGUCGUUGACCACCGAAUUUCCGUCCAUACGAAUCCGUUUGUUGGAUUGGAAAAAGUCCCAAAGCUGCUUGAACUGGCUCACAGUGGAGAAAUGAAGGGCAAAGCUGUCGUGGUCGUAGACGAAGAGUCCGUUGAAAAGGAGGAGGGAAAGGACCUCAUUUAGACCGUGGUUGGAGUGUCCUGCAUGGCAGCCAAAGCUGUACAUUCCGGAGAAAGAUCAAUCCGCAUUUGAAUAUUCGUAUCUCCAGAUUAUUCAGUUCCUGCGCCCGGAAGAUAGUAGGGUAGUUUGGCGUUUGGCUUUCGACGCAGCACUAUAUCCACAUCACCCAGUGCCAGUUUGUUUCUUUUCCCUCUGCUUUUUGACCCACGCUAAGAAUAAUCCAACGUCCUUGACUACCGCACCGGGUACACCC
Messenger RNA from Xylona heveae TC161, 1736 nucleotides. Its product is annotated as GroES-like protein. The coding region runs from base 392 to 1486 and encodes 364 amino acids. NCBI's taxonomy places the organism in Eukaryota, Fungi, Ascomycota, Xylonomycetes, Xylonales, Xylonaceae. Gene Ontology annotation, molecular function: oxidoreductase activity. The transcript is spliced from 3 exons. The record is from RefSeq and is a predicted model, not a curated record.